Molecule: messenger RNA, 194 nt
Organism: Spirodela intermedia
Lineage: Eukaryota; Viridiplantae; Streptophyta; Magnoliopsida; Alismatales; Araceae
Source: the annotation of a GenBank genome assembly
AUGCUUGUGCUGACAAAUGGACUCAGGGAAAUGCAUAAAAUUAGAAUCAAAGUUGUACCGAAUGAAAGUUGGUAUGCGGCCAAAGCAAAGCCGCAUACACGAGAACUUCGUGCUUUUAUUGUAAGUUUUUCCUCACUCGUAUUCAAGAUGUUAAUAGACCGACAAAGGAUCGCUGUUGCCGAGAACAUCAGUGA